UUACUCCCAUUCCCAAAGCCACAGCCACACGCAGCCGUAGUGCCACCACACACCAGACCUCUUCUCGCUACAGCUGAAGCGAUGACAUGUUGGAGAGGCUGUCUCUGUAUCUGGGAAGGAUCAUUUUGAGUGGGUCCACAGCUCCCUACAUUUCGACAAUUUUGUUGGAUACCCUGUGUUUUUUUUCUCAUUUUGAGUUUUUUAAUUUUUUUUUUGUGCUGUUGCUGUGGGUUGACACAUCUCCUAAUCAGGCUUCAGCAGUGGAUGUACAUGCCUCCUAAGGAUAUGGUCAGUCAUCUUUCUCAAAUGGAUGCCUGCUGCAUGGGCUAAGUGCUCCGUGAUCGUCAUCUCUGCAGUGCUUUGGAGUGUGCAGGCCUGGCACAGCCAGCCCUUAUCCUGCUUCAGUGGCUUCAGCUGAGCCGCUGUAUCACAAGCUCCUCUGGCAGAACGGGCUGCUGUGUGAGAACCUCAGUUCUGGACCACAGAGAAGCUGCCUUAAGCAAUGCUUAAUCUGGAUGUUAUGGCAGCUGGUCUGAAUCCUCAGAUUUCCACCUCGCCAAGAUAAGCUGGAUCUCCACGGCGUCGACAUGUCCCUUGAACCCGGACCGCCUUUGCUGUAGUUUCGAGGCUGGAACUUCUGCUUUUCCUUCUGUGACUUGGAUUCCUGGGAUAUACACAGGAUAGUUAAGGUUGAGUGGUCCGUGUUUUCCCCAUGGCAUGCUGUUUCAAGUCCCGCCACCAUGGAAGCUGGACACUUAACACCCCUCUACCAGAUGACGAAGCUGAGCAGCACCACGGCACAAUGGUGGGAGAGGGGGGCAGCACAGGGGACAGCACCCCUCCCCCAAAGCGCAAGGGCAAGUUCCCCAACCUCGGCAAGAUCUUCAAACCCUGGAAGUGGCGGAAGAAGAAAAGCAGCGAGAAGUUCAAGGAAACUUCCGAAGAACUUGAGCGAAAGAUGUCCACGAGGCGUACGCGGCAAGAGCUCAUAGAGCAGGGGGUGCUGAAGGAGGUCCCGGACAACGAUGGAGACACACAAAACGUGAAGCAGUCAUACGUAAAGAACGGCCACACUCUGCCUGUCGGGGGAGGUGGAGGAGGUGGUGGAGGUGGAGGUGGAGGAGGAGGAGGAGGAAUGAGUGGAGGCAGGAGCCCGUGUAAUCAGGGCAAACUCCCCUCGGAGUCAGACUUCAGGAUGAACCCCGCGUGGCUCACCCAGCCGGACGACCGCAGGGGCCGCUCUCCCUCGGAUGGGGACCGCCGCGGAGCUCUGCCCUCCAGGGGCACGGGACUGCACGAAGACGGCCGGAGAAGCGGCGGGAUGGGGCCACGGGCGCACGGGGAGGGCGAGUGGAAGUCCAACUUGGCCUGGCAGGGCCAGAUCCAUGGGCAGAUGGAGGAGGGCAGACGCGGAGGCAGGCUGCACCCCGAGGACGGGCAGAAGAGGCCGGGCCUGCAGAAGGCCCCGUCAGAGGACGGCAGGAGGAGUCGGCCCGCGGAAGCAGACUGGAAGCCAACGCUCCCCCGACACGCCUCGGCCGAGGAAGGAAGAGCCCGCAGAGAGUCAGACAGCCACUUCGUCCCCGAUCCGGAGUCUCUGCGGGACACCCUCCGCGAACCUCUGCCGCCCAAGCAGUCGGUCAUGCCCCCGAAAUGGCUGAUGAGCUCCGCCCCCGAACCCGGCGGCGAGGGUCAGCCCCGGACGCCGUCCAACCACCCGACGCCCCAGUACCCCUCCCCCUCCGCUGUGACGUCCAAACCGGCUCGGUCCGUGUCUUCCGCGGGUGCCAACGCUCAGCAGCAGCAGCAGCAGCAGCAGCAGCCUUCGGGGCCGUCCCUGACCUCCACCGCUCAGGCCGCCAAGCAGCCCCCCCUGCCUCCGCCCAAACCCGUGAACAGGGGCAACGCGGCCAUGCUGGUCUCCGCCCUGCAGGGGGGAGAAAACGCUCAGCUUCCUCUCUACUGGUCCUGCUGGAAGCGAGAGUGCGACUAUGAUGUCUACCUGUCCCUGCCCGUGUACCUGUGCCGGCGGGCCGGAGGCCUGCGCUCAGCUGACUUUACGCAAGCUACAGGGGGCGCCAGUCUUGUGCCGGCCAAGCCCUCCCCUCCGAUGCCUCCCAAGAGGACCACGCCGGUCACCAAACGCAACACGGACGACUCGGCUUCGAGCCACCCCAUCAGCCCCUCGCCGCUUUCCCUGGAGGACCACGGCAGCCUCCCCGUGGGCUUCCAGCUGCCUCCCCCUCCUCCCUCCCCGCCCCUGCCCACUCACAGGCCACCUUCGCCACCCCGCCAACACAUACACACCCACCACCUCCACCAUCAGCACUCCUACCCGCACCCGCUGCCCCAGCCCAUACCGAUGCUGUUCGACCCGCCGAGCCCGACCAACGAGUCCCCCCAGCGCCCGGCUCCUGUGCCUCUGCACAUCAUGAUCCAGCGAGCCCUCUCCAGCCCCGGCCCGGCUCAGCCCCAUCCGGACGGGCUGCAGCGUGCGCACACUCUGCUUUUCGAAACCCCCCCGGAGUACCAAGGAGACCGCGGUCGCCCCCUGCCCGUCAGCAUCCAGCCACUGAAACUGUCUGAAGAUGACUACUCGGAGGAGGAGGAAGAAGAAGACGAAGAUGAUGAGGAAGAGGAGGAGUAUGACGGGGAGAUCCCCCAGCCGGAGCUGGAGCCGCGGAGUCGGCGGUGCUUUGUCGGCGACGCCGGCGUUUGUGUUAUCCCGGGAGGAGAUAGCAGUGAGGAGGAAGAAGAGGAGGACGUGGAUGAAGAAGGAGAGCACGAGGAGGACAGUGACUCGGAUGGUCCCGUGCACCACAAAGAGGAGGACUCGGAUGAAGACGAGGAAGAUGAACCCCCACCCAGUGCCCUGGCCAGCAGGGUCAAGAGGAAGGACACCCUGGCUCUGAAGCUGAGCAGCCGUCCCUGCGCCCCUGAGAGGGACCGGUUCACCCAGGACAGGAGCAGCCGAGAUGAGCAUCCUCCGGGUCAGACUGGUCUCACCUGGCAGAGCAGGGAGCAGUGGGAGGCCAUUCGCACCCAGAUCGGCACUGCGCUCACGCGGCGACUUAGCCAGAGACCCACUGCUGAGGAACUCGAGCAAAGAAACAUCCUGCAGCCUAAGAAUCAGGCUGACAGGCAGGCAGAGGUCAGAGAGAUCAAGCGCCGGCUGACCAGGAAGCUGAGUCAAAGACCCACAGUUGCAGAGUUGCAGGCGAGAAAAAUCUUGCGAUUCCACGAGUAUGUGGAAGUCACGGACGCCCAAGAUUAUGACAGGAGGGCGGACAAGCCGUGGACCAAGCUGACCCCGGCUGACAAGGCGGCCAUCCGGAAGGAGCUCAACGAUUACAAGAGCACCGAAAUGGAGGUUCACGAAGAGAGUAGAAUUUACACAAGGUUUCACCGGCCUUAACGUCCCCGCUCGUGGAUAACGAAGCACUUAAUAUCUCCGUGUCAAAGAAGCUGCUCCCUAUGCAGACCGAACGGCCCUUUACGUUCCCAGAAUGUACUGUAGAGUUUGUCAGGAAAAAAGCCUGGAAUAGACUCGAAACAAGAAUGCUUCUCGCUCGCCCCUCCCAUCGCCCCUCCCACUACAUUGCUUUCGCUGAACUGAGGUGGUGGUGGGUACGGACCAGAUGCAGUAUUCCUCCCAGACGACCGGGGGGAACCACGUGCCAAUGAAGUGAAGAAGUGGCGACGGACCUACAGGGCUUACUCUCACUCUGCUGCUGUGUGGUACCCCUCAGGGACUCGGAUCUAGUUACUACCUUUAAUGCGGCCUCAUUCUGUGUUGCCUUUUUCUCUUCUUUACUGUACAUAGGAAAGCUAACUCAUCUUGUUAAUGUAAUAACAUACAACGACAAUGGUAAUAUAAUCAUGAUGACCUAUAACACUUCACACAGUAAUAAUAGAUAAUAUAGGCAAAAGGCUGCAUCACAAGCAGGCUGGAGGUUGAAGACUGGGAUUUUCUGCUUUAGGACUGGAUAUCUCUGGGAUAUUGUGUUUUAUAUUAACUGUGUACAGACUGCUUAUUGAUAUUAGAAUGAAACUGGGAAAGAUCUAAUUACAAAAUAUUCUGUAAUGCACAAGAUAUUUUAUAUUGUAAUUUUGAUCACAUGAGUAGUGGCUGCUUUCAUUUGAGCCUUUUUUUUUUUUUUUUUUUUUUAAUUAUUAUUUUUUGGCUUGCCUGUAUUUGUUGUUGUGACGUGAGGUGGCCAUUUAAGCGUCAAACUAGUUUUAGAAAAAGGUGCAGGUCAGGAGCCUGUUGUGUUUUCAUGUGUGCCAACAUGCACAAUGCCUAAAGGACUAUAGGAUACUGGUUUUCUUCUCAUUGAUUUCUGCAAUCCACUGCAUGAGCCAACACAGACUCCAGUGCCACUGGAUCUGGAUAAUCUUAUCUUCAUUUAUACUUUUUUAUGAGUUUUUGUACUUCCCUUUAAAGAUUUAACAUGCAAUGCAUUCUGUAGCCAUUUUGAAUAAGGUCAUGCCGAUAGCGUCCAUAUUAAGAGUUAAAUCAGGCAAAAUCUGCUUUAUUGGCCAAGUAUGUGUACACAUGCAAGGAUACAACUUUUUUUUUCGAAGUAGGUUGCGAGUGUAGAUCAGGGAUUUGUCAAAAAAAAUAAAUAAAUGAAUAAAAAUCUGAAAAUGUAUAAGCGGCCUACAGGGAGUCAGUCUGGCUGGAACCUUCUGCAGAAUUGUUUUAUCUUGUAUUGUUGUCUGGCCAGUAGCUUACAGGGUUCUCUAUGCUGUGUACAGGUUGAUAUAGAUUUAAACUGAUGCUUCUGUAUAUCUUGUCUUCCUUUCAUUUGAAAAGAAACUUUAAAUAUAAAAGUAUUAUAGGUUGCUAUUUUUUUAAGCACAAAAUAUUAGUUUAUCAUUAAAUGCUACAAGACCGGGAAUACGAAAGUGUACCUUUUCUGUAAAAAUUAAGUUCAUUUUUAAUUGAAUGUGGAACUCUAUGAGCGGACGGUUUUCUUUUUAAUUGUAAAUAGUCACAUCUGGAUCUAAUUAAAAAUCCUAUAAUUC
Messenger RNA from Mugil cephalus (flathead mullet), 5028 nucleotides. It is a transcript of the gene phactr4b, whose product is annotated as phosphatase and actin regulator 4b. The transcript is spliced from 14 exons. The record is from RefSeq and is a predicted model, not a curated record. Bases 713 to 3415 code for a protein of 900 amino acids. Gene Ontology annotation, molecular function: actin binding. Gene Ontology annotation, biological process: actin cytoskeleton organization; neural crest cell migration. Lineage: Eukaryota; Metazoa; Chordata; Actinopteri; Mugiliformes; Mugilidae.